AUCUUUAGCCGUCAUAACAGUUACAAAACGAACAAAGUCGAGACAUUUAUCCUCGAUAGCUAACCAUUUCUCGUUUUACAUGUAGUGGUAUAUCUCCCGUUGGAUUGUGUAACAAUCAUUAUUAUCAAGUCCUUAAACUUUAUCAAAAAGGUCAUUUUGAAACGGUUAUUGUCAAAGUGGACUGAUAUAUUAACGAGGUUAAUACGAAUAAAAUAAUCCAUUAUGUCUUUCGACUUUAAAGGAAAGAAAUACCUUGUAACUGGUGCCGGGCAAGGAAUUGGACGCGCAAUCGCUUUGAAACUUGCAAAGCACGGGAGCAAAGUGUAUGCUUUAAGCCGUUCCAAAGAGCCGCUAGAUAGUUUAGUAGCGGAACAUCCUGGCAUUCAUCCAAUAGUGGCAGAUAUUGGGAACUGGGAGGAAAUACGCGAGAAACUUGCGGAUAUUGAAGCUUUAGAUGGAUUAGUUAAUAACGCGGCUGUAAUGUCAAUGGAAAAUAUUCCAGGCUUAGAAUGGAGUCGAGAAAUCCUACAGAAAUCGUUCAACACAAAUGUACUAGGCUCCAUAAAUGUGAUUCAAAUGGUCGGAAAGAAGAUGGUCGAAACAGGACGCUCUGGAUCCAUUGUGAAUAUUUCAAGUAUAACUUCUCUUCAGGCACUUCCGAGUAAAUUGCCAUACUGCGUUUCCAAAGCCGGUCUUGAUAUGGUUACAAAACAGUUUGCAUUGGAGCUCGGAAGCAACAACAUCCGUGUCAAUUCCGUAAACCCUACCCUGGUGGCAACAGAAAGAGUAAAUCAGGCAAUUAAAUCUGGGUCCCCAUUCGCUAAAGUAUUUACUUCCAGGACGCCGAUGAAACGUUUAGCGGAAGUCGAUGAGAUUGUUUCCCCUGUGUUAUAUUUCCUCAGUGAUAUGUCAUCAAUGGUGUCAGGAACUAUACAUGUCGUUGAUGGCGGAGCAAUGGCUUCGUUCGUUACCGAUAUAUGAACACUAACGAAUAGAGAUUAUAGGUGCAGAGAAGUUCAUUGUCAAUCAGAAUGCAUAAAUAAACGGUUAUAACUAUAUUAGUCCAAGGAAUCCGUGCAUAAAAAUGGGCGAAUAUUUGCACCUUCUGUGAAAAGCAUGAAACUUGGCAUAGUAUAUAUAUAAGUUAAAUAUCCUACACUUCAUUUAAGACUGGGAAGCCAAGAUGACAGCCUAAGUCCAAGAUGGCCGCCAUAAUUCAGUAUACAAAGAAAAUGACAAAAUAAGAGUGUGUAUCCUGUAAAAAAGCUCUGGAAUAAUAAUUGAAUAUAUACUAAGCUUCGAAUUUAUUUUUGAUUUAUAUUGCAAAAAUCAAUAUGGCCGCAAAAUCCAAGAUGGCUGCCAAAAGACUUUUUUCUUAUUUUAAAGUGGCGAACUAUUUGAUUAAAUCACGUAAAUGAAUGUUACUUGGAACAGUCAUAUAAAAUGUAAAUCCUUAUAUAAACAAACCCUUAUAUAAUCAAGGCAAAAACUAUUAUGGCCAUUAUAUUCCAAGUUGAUCAUUACUAUGACUAUUUAUAGAUUCACUUCUGACCCAUUAUUGUUUUUUCUUAAGUAUACGAGCCACGUUAUAUAUUCAUAUUGUCCGGGCUGGGAAUACACAUUAUUUUAUCCAUGUAACUUGUAUUAUUUGAUACUAAACAGUUAUAAGCUGGUUUCUUUUGUUUACAUUCAAAAAUUAUAAAUGAAAGUCCCCCACCUACCACUUUGUUUAAG
Mercenaria mercenaria is the source of this 1734-nucleotide messenger RNA. RefSeq names its product L-xylulose reductase-like. The transcript has a single exon. The coding region runs from base 223 to 981 and encodes 252 amino acids. Gene Ontology annotation, biological process: glucose metabolic process; xylulose metabolic process. The record is from RefSeq and is a predicted model, not a curated record. Gene Ontology annotation, molecular function: L-xylulose reductase (NADPH) activity; carbonyl reductase (NADPH) activity. NCBI's taxonomy places the organism in Eukaryota, Metazoa, Mollusca, Bivalvia, Venerida, Veneridae.